GAAGGAGAAGAGGAGGUCUGCUGUGAGAGGAGAGGAGAGGAGGAGAGGAGGAGGUCUACUGUGAGAGGAAAGGAGGAGAGAAGGAGAAGAGGAGGUCUGCUGUGAGAGGAGAGGAGGAGGUCUACUGUGAAAGGAGAGGAGGAGAAGAGGAGGUCUACUGUGAGCUGAACAUUACCCAGCAGCCACGUCAAGUCGGGAUCAAGUCAGACACACAUCUACCCAGCAUGCAUUGCACCCGAUCGCCGGUGAUGGAUUUUGACCAGGACCGGCUCCCCAGUGAAGCUGCCCUCCCCUUGGCUGAUGGCCCAUGUGACAGGAUGAGCGGGAGGCAGAGCGAGCUGGAGGGUCGCCUUGAAGACACGCUGUCACGCAUCGCCACGGAGACGCAGGAGAUCAAAGAGCUAGAGCAACAGCUGACCGACGGUCAGAUCUUGUCUAAUGAGUGUCUCCAGAAGGAUCUUGAUGAAAUCAUCUUUGGCCUUCAGGAAUAUCUGAGAGGACUCAGAGAGCAGGCUCGGGGUUCUCUGCAGAAGGUUCUCAGGCUGCAGAAUGAGAACCAGAGUCUGCAGCUCCAUCUGGAGGUCAGUGAGGGUCACUGCAGGCAGCUGGAGGCCACGAGCAGGACACAAGCAAAGGUCAGAGGGUCACAGGGGAGGUUAGACAGGUCCUGGUAA
Molecule: messenger RNA, 674 nt
Organism: Pseudoliparis swirei
Lineage: Eukaryota; Metazoa; Chordata; Actinopteri; Perciformes; Liparidae
Product: centriolin-like
Exons: 4
Coding region: 225-674 (149 amino acids)
Source: RefSeq, a predicted model, not a curated record